AUGAAACCACAUCCAAGAGGAACCAUAGCACGAGUGACAGCACUAGCUACUCUGGUUAUUCCGGGUAGCUUAAAUGGGGCUGGUAAUGAGUGGUACACAUGUACCACCAUUAUAGUGAUCGACUCUUUAGUUGUGGAUGCCUGUAGUUUGGCAAUUAUUUAUGGGAGGUCCGAAAGGAGGUCUCACGAAAAGAAAGAGAUGGAAGAAGGAAGUGGAACUGUAAAUGGAAGUAGUGUCAAUAGUCGUUUUUAUAUGAAGUGA
Messenger RNA from Funneliformis geosporum, 261 nucleotides. The record is from the annotation of a GenBank genome assembly. NCBI's taxonomy places the organism in Eukaryota, Fungi, Glomeromycota, Glomeromycetes, Glomerales, Glomeraceae.